Messenger RNA from Tachyglossus aculeatus (Australian echidna), 522 nucleotides. Its product is annotated as basic proline-rich protein-like. Bases 16 to 411 code for a protein of 131 amino acids. The transcript is spliced from 2 exons. The record is from RefSeq and is a predicted model, not a curated record. Lineage: Eukaryota; Metazoa; Chordata; Mammalia; Monotremata; Tachyglossidae.
CCGGCCGGCAGGUAAAUGAGACGCACACUUCGAAAAGGACGCUUUCCUGCCCAUGCUGGCCAAGAAGGAGGGAAAGGGAGAGGAAGGAUCCGCCGCCCGCCCGGCCCCCCGGAGUCCACCGCUCCCGGGCUCCGGACCGGCCGUAGGAGGGAGAGAGGAGACGGGCGGGCCGGGGGUUCCCAGCCCGGGCCGGGGGGCCAGCCAACGCCCUUCGGCGACCCCGCUCCCGGACCCUCCCGGCAUUCCGGCCGCCCCGCUCCCGGACCCUCCCGGCAUUCCGGCCGCCCCGUUCCCGGGCCCUCCCGGCAUUCCGGCCGCCCCGCUCCCGGACCCUCCCGGCAUUCCGGCCGCCCCGCUCCCGGACCCUCCCGGCAUUCCAGCCCUAUGAGCCACGGUCGGAGGCCACAAUGAGCUGGAUGACCGGACCCGGCUUGGCCGCGCUGCUGCUGGCCAUGUGCAUCGUCUGCGGCUCCCGGGAGGCUCCGGCGGACGCCACCGGGGGGCGCCCUCCCGGCCCGGCCC